This is a messenger RNA of Paralichthys olivaceus (Japanese flounder), 1480 nucleotides long. RefSeq names its product coagulation factor VII (gene f7). Lineage: Eukaryota; Metazoa; Chordata; Actinopteri; Pleuronectiformes; Paralichthyidae. Gene Ontology annotation, molecular function: serine-type endopeptidase activity; calcium ion binding. Gene Ontology annotation, cellular component: extracellular region. Gene Ontology annotation, biological process: blood coagulation; proteolysis. The record is from RefSeq and is a predicted model, not a curated record.
CUUUGCACCUGUGGGUCGACAGAGAAACAACAAGCACCAACUUUCUGACGACACCAGCGAUGAAGCUGAGCGUCGUCUUCACCCUGAUCGUCAGCUUCAGCGGCUGCCGGGCGGCGUCAGUUUUUCUGGAUCCAGAUCGAGCGCAUGGCGUCCUGGUGCGAACUCGCAGGUUUAACUCGGGCUGGUUCGAGGAGCUGCAGAUGGGAGAUCUGAAGCGAGAGUGUCUGGAGGAAAAAUGUUCGUACGAGGAGGCGCGGGAGGUGUUCGAACACACGGAGACCACGGACGAGUUUUGGAAGAAGUACAACAUCCCUGACAGCUGUAAGUCCGACCCGUGUCUGAACGGUGGCAGCUGCUCUGGACUGGGUUCAUCCUACGCCUGCUUCUGUUUACCACAAUUCAGCGGACUCAACUGUGAACUCGAGACCCUGGCCUUCUCCAACACCUGCCUGCUGGAGAACGGAGGCUGUGAACAUUUCUGUGAUGAUGACGAGGAAGGACGAAGAUUAAACUGCUCUUGUGCAGAUGAUUACUUCCUGGAUGUCGAUGGGCGGAGCUGCAUAGCAAAAGGGUCACUAGCGUGCGGCAUGGUUCCCGUCCUUCAGGGCGAAAACAAAAAGCCGCUGGACCCUCGAUCUCGAAUCGUUGGAGGGACAGAGUGUCCCAAAGGUGAAUGUCCCUGGCAGGUUUUGCUGAUGUACAACUCCAAAGGUUUCUGUGGAGGAGUGAUCUACAAACCCACGUGGAUCCUCACAGCCUCUCACUGUAUGGACAACAUCGACGUCCGGUUCCUAAAGGUGGUUGUAGGCGAACACAACACAGAGGUGGCUGAGAACACGGAACAGUUCAUCCAGGUGGUCGAGAUCAUCAUGCACGAGAAAUACGUCAUGGAGACGGCUGACAACGACAUCGCCCUGCUUCGCCUGGAAUCGCCCAUCAUCUACACACCAUAUGCCGUCCCGGCCUGCCUGCCCACGCGCCCGCUGGCCGAGCGUGACCUCUGGGCCAUCAGCCUGCACACUGUGAGCGGCUGGGGACGGAGGGGUGAGAUGGGGCCUACCUCGCACAUCCUGCGGCGCCUGAAAGUGCCACGGAUCCGGACGCAGCAGUGCAUGGAGGUGAGCGGCGUGGUCCUCACACAAAACAUGUUCUGCGCUGGAUACACCGAGGGUCAGCAGGACUCAUGUAAAGGCGACAGCGGCGGGCCCCUGGUGACGCAGUACAAGAAGACAACGUUCCUACUGGGGAUCGUCAGCUGGGGGAAGGGCUGCGCCCGACCAGGUUACUAUGGCAUCUACACACGAGUGUCCAACUACCUGGAGUGGAUUCACAACCGAACAGCGACAGAACCGAGGGACGUCACAGAGGCUUCGCUGCUCGACCUGACGAGCUGAGGGGCCACAGGGCCUGAGGAGGAACCUCUGAGGGCCUGAGGAGGAACCACUGAGGGCCUGAGGAGGAACCUCUGAGGGCCUGAGGA